AUGACUCCAAAAUGGAGACAUACUGUUAUGGAGAAGGACGACCUAGUGUGGGAGCAGCUCGAAGACGAUCUCGAAACUUGCGCGCUCAUCCUGAAAUACCGGCCUGGUGAAGCUGUGGAGCUUCACAUGCCGAUUAAAGAGGGAUACAACGCCUUCUACCGCCUCGAGUAUAAAGAUGGCUCAUCGACUGGGAUGAGAAUCCCUUGCAAUGGCAUUGUCAAGUUCCCCAAAGAGAAAACCCGCUACGAGGUAGCUAUGAUGAAAUUUACGGCCGGGGCACCGCUGAGAAGAACCCCACUGGUCUCGGCCCAUUCAUUCCUCUACGGCCAAAUGGCCAACAUCAUCCUCCAGCUCUCCAUCCUCACCUUCCCCCGCACCGACUCCCUAGACCAAGACUCCAACGGCACCAUCUCGGUUUCCGAUCACCCCAUAACAAUGAACAUGAACAACCUCAUCGAGCACACCAACAUCCCCCCCUCCAUCCUCCCCACCCACCCAUACUCCGCCCUAGCAGACAUGCACCUCACGCAGCUGACAUUCCAGCACAGCGACGCUAAGAUGCGGAUGAUGAAGUCGUUGCGAACGGGAUAG
Molecule: messenger RNA, 591 nt
Organism: Pseudogymnoascus destructans
Lineage: Eukaryota; Fungi; Ascomycota; Leotiomycetes; Thelebolales; Thelebolaceae
Exons: 4
Coding region: 1-591 (196 amino acids)
Source: RefSeq, a predicted model, not a curated record